CGCGCUUUCGUACAAGCAUAAGCUCGAACACAAGGACGCAGGAUUUAAAACUUUGCCGAAAUUUUCUCGAUGGAGGUUUAGUUAAGGUGACUUGUGGCACGUUGGUGUUGAAACUUAUUUAUUUGGUGUUUUAUUCUUGUCUAAAUGCGUUUGCGUCAUGGAACUUGAUACCGUCUCCGGUUAAAGAUGCCAACCCCUCUGCCCAAUUCUCUCGAGAAAUGCAUCUCGAGGUCCGUGACAAGAUGAAAAUUCUCUCGUGGAAUUCGCCUUUCGCGUAAUACUCCAUCCGCCCACCUGCACGAUGAAUUUCACACAAGAAUUCUUGUACACGACCGGUUAUUCCAUCAUGGAUAACUCAUCGGAAUACGAUUACACCACCAAUAUCAGCUAUAAUGAUACGGAGGAAGGUGGCAACCAGUUUAUACUGCCGGUGUGGAGACAAGUCCUGUGGAGCAUCCUGUACGCAGGCAUGGUGAUUGUUGCGACAGGUGGUAAUUUAAUCGUUAUUUGGAUCGUUUUCUCGCAUAAAAGGAUGCGAACCGUUACAAAUUAUUUUUUGUUGAAUCUAUCGGUGGCUGAUACCAUGGUCUCGACUCUCAAUGUCACGUUCAACUUUGUCUACAUGUUAAACUCGCAUUGGCCCUUUGGUGAACUGUACUGCAAAAUCUCGCAAUUUAUAGCUGUUUUGUCCGUCUGUGCAUCGGUGUUUUCCCUCAUGUCCAUCUCAAUUGACAGAUACAUGGCCAUAAUGACUCCACUAAGGCCGCGAAUGGGCCGCACUGUGACCGUGUUAUUAGCAGUGACUACGUGGCUGCUGGGGGUGAUUAUAGGUAGUCCGUCCCUGAUGUUCUUCAGAACAUACACGAUGCCGUAUAAAGAUGGGGAGGAACGAGUGAUUUGUUAUCCUGAGUGGCCGGAUGGCACCACCAACGAAUCGAUGAUGGAAUACGCCUACAACGUGGGAUUCCUCUUUGUGACUUACGUCGUGCCGAUCGGAUCGAUGACGUACACUUACGCCCGAAUCGGGAUCGAACUCUGGGGAUCCCAGAGCAUCGGCGAAUGCACGCAACGCCAAAUGGAGAACAUUCGGAGCAAAAGGCGGGUUGUGAAAAUGAUGAUGGUCGUCGUGAUUAUUUUCGCAGUGUGCUGGCUUCCAUAUCACCUUUACUUCAUCGUGAUAUCGUAUUUUCCGGAAAUAACAAACUCGACAUACAUCCAGGAAACGUAUUUGGCCAUUUAUUGGUUAGCCAUGAGCAAUUCCAUGUACAAUCCGAUUAUUUAUUGCUGGAUGAACGCCAGAUUCCGGCGGGGCUUCAAGCAGUUUUUCUCCUGUCUGCCGUUCAUUCACGUAAGUCCGGGAGCUUUGACCCGGCGCGAGGUCCUCACCAGCCGGAGACGCUCCUACUCCGGCUCCCCGGACCAUAACCGGAUCAUCCGGAACGGAACCAUUCGCAUGAACUACAUGACUCGCCCCAGCCCCACGUCGUCGACCAACACGUGCUACUCGAACCUCCCCGACGAGUUGGGCUACCACCGUAACCUGGAGGCCCGCCGAUGGAAAGGCGAAGAGCUGCGUUCCGUCUCCUGACAAAAGCAGUUGGCCCAAAGCCAGACCGACGACAAGAACUCCAUCAGGCAAAGACGCACCUGGAUCUAGUGCCAAACCUCGCGGUCCAGCCGACACUUGCCCUGGACUCGCGAGGAAACCACCGAAGAGGUCGACAAAGGCGUCACCGAGACGGAGAUGUAGGAAGUGGAGCGGCUGUGACACAUCUUGGCGCUAAUUUAGAUAGAACACAGGGUACUAAGAGUUAAUUCGUGACCUCGACUAUGACAUAUCCCAUUUAUCCGAAGUGUCGUUUCUGUAUUCAGCACGGAGGACUUUUUGCCACAGAUUCAGAAUCACAAAUUUUGGAAAUAUUUCUAACAAACUACAACAAAUUGCAGAGAUUUUUUUUAUUUUUAUGAUUGCAUUUUUUUAAUUUAAAAAAGAGAUCCCAUCUUGUUCUUCAAAUUCAUUUCAGAAGUUUAUCAGUUGGCAACAGUAGUAUGUUUGAUUUGUAGGCCUUCCUAUACAGUGUGUCCCAGCGAUUUAAAAAAUCCAUUAUUGAUGUCUAAAUGUUAGAAAAUUACUUUUUUUAAAAGCCGUACUUACAUAAAAUAUUUCCUUUUUUUUCAUUUGAUUUUACUAUACAAGGUGUUUCCUAAAUUAGCUACAAUACAAACUUCUGUUUUUUCAUUUAGAACAUCUUAUAUAUUAAAAACUUUUUAACUUCUAAUAUAGCUAGAGCUUUAAAAUUUUUUAUACAAUCCAAAUCGACCAUUCUGAGUUUAGCUAAAUUAUUUUCAAAAUGGCUGAUUUUCGGAAACUCCGAGAAAUUGGCGCCAACUUUGCAAUUUUAUAUAGUAACCAUCUAUUUAUAUUGCAUUUUUAAAUUCGCAUCUCAAAACUGAGUAAACUUACCCUAGUUGUAAUACUUACCUGUCAUAGUUUUUGACGUACGUCAAUUUUUUUAUACAAUUUUUAUUUGCAGGGGUUCAUAUGAAAUAUCACAGCUCGUAAACCCUUUACAAUAAGUGAAUAAUUCUUUUUGCCUUUGAUAGUCAAAAGUUCAAAGGGUCUUCUCAAGUUUUUAAGAUUAUCAACUGUCAAAUUGCAAGGCUACUAUGAUUUUUUUAAUAAUGUGAUGAUAAAAAAAUGGUUAUAAAACAGUUUUUUCAAAUAAAAUGACCUUGUUUUUUCAAUGUCGAUCAAAAAAACAUUAAUUUCUAUGCAUACUUUUAUUAACAUGUUCUAUAUUUAACCGUUACAGUUUUUGAAAUAAUAAAAAAAACAGAAUUUUAGCUCUUUAUUUCCAUUUUUAAUCAAGUAAACUUUUGAAAAAUACGAUAAAAUUGUGCUAUUAAUUAAAAAAAAUGUUGGAUUUGUUCAUCAUUUUUAUUCAAGAAGUUCAAAAUUUUUAAUAAAUAUUAAAUACAAGAUUUUUUGGAAAAAAAUAUUAAUUUUCCAAUAAUUUAAGUCAAUAAUAAUGGAUAUUUUCAACUCGCUGCAUAUCUGCUCCUUAGUCCUCCGUAGUAUUAAAAUAGGAUUAGAUUAGAAUUGUUAGAAUUAGGGAAAAUUGACGACUGUCCUAGUAGAUGGCAAAUCAUCUGUCGGGAAAACACAAACGCUUUGAAGUUUAAGCCAAUCAGCUUUAAGUGUUUAUUCCUUUAAAAUUCCAACCCUAACAUUUCAACUGUACUGUAAAAAAUUAAAAAAUCGAACGUCUUAAGUAAUAAACGACACUGUGUGACCAAGCAUGUGAUAUAAUUAGAUAUUUUUAAAACUAAAAGCAACUAAUUUAUUUUCCUUGUACAUAACUGUAUGUAUAACUGUUGUAAAUAUACUUAAAAUAAGUGUAAAAACAUAUACUAGCACCACUCCGUUUAAGAAGUGCCAUGUUUUCAAUUAACUUUUCAUUAGUGUCUGCACUUUUAAAUUAAGUUGGCAACGCUGUAACGUAUGACGCUCGACAAUCGUUGCCAACGUAAAUUCAAAAUCAUAAGCUAGCCACUUGAAAUGAAAAAUUGAUUGAGAGCGAGGUAUUUGAACUAAAAAUAAAACAUGUAAUCGAUGUA
Tribolium castaneum (red flour beetle) is the source of this 3618-nucleotide messenger RNA. Its product is annotated as tachykinin-like peptides receptor 99D. The coding region runs from base 302 to 1588 and encodes 428 amino acids. The record is from RefSeq and is a predicted model, not a curated record. Gene Ontology annotation, molecular function: tachykinin receptor activity. Gene Ontology annotation, cellular component: plasma membrane. Lineage: Eukaryota; Metazoa; Arthropoda; Insecta; Coleoptera; Tenebrionidae. The transcript is spliced from 10 exons. Gene Ontology annotation, biological process: G protein-coupled receptor signaling pathway.